Molecule: messenger RNA, 1556 nt
Organism: Electrophorus electricus (electric eel)
Lineage: Eukaryota; Metazoa; Chordata; Actinopteri; Gymnotiformes; Gymnotidae
Source: RefSeq, a predicted model, not a curated record
AUGAGCAGCGCGGCUUACAACUUUUCCGCAUCCCGUCUGAACUCCUCAGUCUCCCUCUCAGGGGGGUACUCAACGCGCACAUCUAGCGUUCGCUCAUCAAGCGUCUAUGGAGGUUCCGACGGAAGUGUCGUGCGUGUGUCUCAAGCAGGGCGUUUGAAGCAAGGAUUUCAACUGAAUGAAACAUUUGACAAUGGCUUCAACGUGUCUCUGAACGAAAAGGCCACCAUGCAAAAUCUCAACGAACGGCUGGCCAGUUACCUGAACAAGGUGCACGAACUGGACAAAGCUAAUGCCAAACUAGAGCGCCAGAUCCGGGAGUGGUCCGACAAGAAGACCGUGGGCAAACGAGACUACAGCCCUUAUUUCGCUACCCUCGCCGAACUGCGCCAAAAGAUCAAGAAGGCCAGCCUUGAAAACGCUCGCAUCAUCCUUAACAUCGACAACGCUAAACUCGCUGCAGAAGACUUCAGAAUCAAGUACGAGAACGAGCUGACGAUCCGCCAGUCCGUUGAGUCUGACGUCGCCGGUCUGCGGCGGGUCCUGGACGAUCUGACGAUUUUGCGGUCGGACCUGGAAAUACGCAUCGAAGGUCUCAAGGAGGAGCUUGUGUACCUGAAAAAGAACCACGAGGAGGAGAUGGCAACCCUGAGGAACAACAUGACCAGCAGCUCAGUGAAUGUGGACGUGGACGCCCCACCCCAACAGGACCUCAGCCGCAUGCUGGAGGAGAUCCGCACCCAGUACGAGGGAAUCGUCGAGAAGAACCGCGGAGAGAUGGAGUCCUGGUACAAAGCCAAGUUUGACAAAGUAAAUCAGCAGGUGAAGGAGAGCACGCAGGUGAUACAGACAUCUCACAUUGAGAUCAGCGAACUUAGGAGAACACUGCAGGCUCUGGAGAUUGAGCUGCAGUCUCAGCUCAGCCUGAAAGCAGCUCUGGAGGGAACGCUGCAUGACGCAGAGUCACGUUACAGCCUUAAGCUCAGCCAGCUGCAGGGCAUGAUCAACAACCUGCAGAUCGAGAUUACCCAGAUUCGCACUGACAUCGAAAGGCAGGACAGUGAGUACAGGAUGCUCCUGGACAUCAAGACCAGGCUGGAGAUGGAGAUCGCAGAAUACAGGAGACUGCUAGAGGGAGAAGAGUCCGGUUCUUAUGGGAAAACCACAGUGACCAAGGUUGUUGAAUCCAAGGUUGUAGAUACCAAAUUUGUUUCCAAGGUCGAUGAAACCAAGAUCACUCCACCCCCACCUCCUAAACAUGAACCCGUGAUAACUAAACGCGUACGCACCGUGAUCGAAGAGAUGGUUGAUGGCAAGGUGGUCUCACGCACAGAGGACGUGGACAUGGAGGUCCUGAAAAAAUAAACCAGAGCACCCCCCUCCCACAUUACCACUGUGAUCACCAUGUCACCAAAAACCAACCAACCAUGGCAUUUGUCUUUAAGUGUCUGAUGGAGGGACACGUGAAGAAACUUUGAUGUGGUUUUGUAACCUGAAUAUAUAUGCAACAUUGAAGCAUAUUUUUACAAAGCAUCAAAAUAAAGAAUCAAAUUCACAGA